AUGAGAAUUCUUAAUUAUAUAUGUGGAAGAUCAUUACGAAGCAGUGGAGCUGCUCCCUUAAUAUAUAACCCAAUUCAAAAGUUGUUAAUAAUUUUAGCAUCAUUGUAUAUUUGUUUAUCUGUUCUAUCAUGCUGUAUAUUUUUAUUUCCAAAGGUGUCUGAUUUGCAUUGUUCCCCUCUAGUUGAUUCUCUUUUUAGCUUUUACUUAUCUAUGGGUGCAUCAAAUGUUAUGGCCCCCUAUUAUUCCAUAAUUAGCUGUAGAGAAUGGGGAACAGAAACUGAAUGGGUAAUAGUUGCUAUUGUUACAGCUGUUAUGGCUAUUAUUGAUGUUAGUUCGAGUUUUUAUGGUAUUUAUUUGUUGUAUACUAUAAUUGAUAUAGUAUUUACAAACAUUACGGGUAUGAGCGAAUGUACUUGUUACAAAGCCAUUAUUUUUUUUUCAUCAAAUGCUUUUUUAGUUGCUCUUCAUUUGAUUGUUGCUAUUACAAGCAUAGUUGUAUAUUACAUGCUUAUGAAAAAUAUUGAUAAACAAUUAGAAAAUAAUAGAAACAUUAUAUGA
Molecule: messenger RNA, 558 nt
Organism: Plasmodium vinckei vinckei
Lineage: Eukaryota; Apicomplexa; Aconoidasida; Haemosporida; Plasmodiidae
Product: conserved Plasmodium protein, unknown function
Exons: 2
Coding region: 1-558 (185 amino acids)
Source: RefSeq, a predicted model, not a curated record